CACUGGAGUAGGGGGGUUGAUCUUGUUCUCCGGUGGAGUGGGGGAUGUAUUUGUUCCAUAGUGGAGUAGGACUGUUCUCCAGUGGAGUGGUACUGACUCUUUCCCUGUGGAGUGGUGGAUGAUCUUCCCCUGUGGAGUGGUGGAUGACUGUGUUCACCAGAGGUGUAGUGGAUGUAUUCACCACUGGAGUGGAGAGGGCGGAGAAGGUGGAGGAUCUCCAAGGAAAAAAAAGUUGGAGCUGGAUUAUACAAGUGUCGAGGCUGCACUGUGAGAGCGAGUCCUUCAAGAUGGACCUAAUCCUCGAUAUCAACUCUAUGAUAUACCCGUUGGACUUUGGGGACAAGUUCCGGCUGGUGUUGGCGACGACGCUGCGGGAGGACGGGUACCCGACGGACGGCCCCGAGUACAACCCCCUAGACACGGGGCCCAGCCGCGCCGACCCCUUCGACUACGUCAUGUACGGCAAGAUCUACCGUAUUGAGGGCGACGACGGUCUCCUGGAGACCUCCGGCAGGCUGUCAGCAUACGUGUCUUAUGGAGGAUUGCUGAUGAGGCUUCAAGGUGAUGCCAACAACCUGCAUGGGUUCGAGGUUGAUAAACACAUCUACCUCCUAAUGAAGAAACUUGCCUACUGAUUACCUGUAUUUCUACCUGAUGAUGCCAAUGGAUUUGUGAAUUCUAUUAUUUUUUUGCAUUGUUUUGUUGCAUCCAUCAUUGAGUAUCUGCCAUACCAUGUACAAAACAGGGACUAUUGAACCCAAUAGUUUGGGGGGCGCAUCUCCAACUUAAUUCAUUUGUAAUAGCUAUAGAUUCCAGCAUAUAAAUACUUUGCCAAUUUCUAAUCAUGCUUAUUAAAUAUGCAUACGUUAGUUUGAGUUUUUCAUUGUGAUAUUUUAAUUAAAAAAAAUACAGGCUGGUCUGUAAGAUUUGCUGUAAGAUUUCAAUGUACAACUUGUUGAAAGUUUAGACCUAUUACAAUGAAGAAAGGCAGUCAUGUGUUUAUUAAAUGUAUUUGUCUGUGAAUGAUUUUGUAAUUCCCAUUUGUAUUCAUUACAGACUUUAAUAGAGAAUUUGUAAAAGUUUUCAUAAUAAAGCAGUAAAUUUAUAAAA
Molecule: messenger RNA, 1110 nt
Organism: Procambarus clarkii (red swamp crayfish)
Lineage: Eukaryota; Metazoa; Arthropoda; Malacostraca; Decapoda; Cambaridae
Gene: Polr2H
Product: DNA-directed RNA polymerases I, II, and III subunit Rpb8
Biological process (GO): DNA-templated transcription
Cellular component (GO): RNA polymerase I complex; RNA polymerase III complex; RNA polymerase II, core complex
Source: RefSeq, a predicted model, not a curated record